AUGGAUAACAAUGGUAGUCUGAAUACCCAUCUCCUAAUUGGAAGCUGUGAAGAUGAAAAUACCGAAAAUUUGGGAUUAAGAGAUGGGCCAAAAUGGAGGAAGAAAGAGCUCUUGAAGGAGUUGAAGAAACAAUUGAGUCUGGGUGGACCAUUGGUAAUGGCAAACUUGUUGCAGAGAUGCAUGCAGAAUGUUUCGGUUAUGUUUGUAGGGCAUCUUGGUGAGCUCCCUCUUGCUGGGGCUUCAUUGGCUACUUCCUUUGCCAACGCCGUGGGAUUCAGCGUGCUGUCUGGGAUGGCUGGUGCGCUAGAUACGUUAUGUGGACAAGCUUAUGGUGCAAAACAAUAUCACAUGAUUGGUUUACACACACAAAGGGCUCAACUUAUAUUCCUCACCAUUAGCAUUCCCAUUGCCCUUAUUCUAUAUAGUACUGAAGAGAUCCUACAAGCAGUUGGACAGGAUGUAGAGUUAUCAAAAGAAGCAGGAAUUUAUUCUAGAUGGAUGAUCCCAAGUAUCUUUGCUUACUCUCUCCUUCAAACCCUAACCAAGUUCCUCCAGACCCAAAAUAUUACCUCUCCAAUAAUGCUAACCACUGCAAUUACUACAUUGCUUCACCUCCCAAUUUGUUGGAUUUUGGUUUCUAAGUCUGGUUUAGGAAACAAGGGUGCUGCUCUAGCAAAUUCAGUCUCCUAUUUCAUGAAUGUCAUGCUACUCACAUUGUAUAUGAAGUUCUCUUCAACUUGCACGGAGACAUGGACUGGUUUCUCUAAGGAGGCUUUUCAGGACACUGCACACUUUUUUAGGAUUGCAAUUCCUUCUACCAUAAUGGGCUGCGUGGAGUGGGCCUCUUAUGAGAUAUUGAUCAUUUUGAGCGGUCUUCUUCCCAAUCCAAAACUUGAAGCAUCUAUAUUAGCAAUAUUAUUGAACACAGAGGCAAUGGUUUUCAUGAUUGCUCAAGGUCUUGGUGAUUGUAUAAGUACAAGAGUUUCAAAUGAAUUAGGUGCAGGAAAUCCAUGUCGUGCCCUUUUUGCUGUUCGGAUCGUGUUCCUCCUUAUUACACUAGAGGGCUUACUAGUUGGUGGGAUCAUAUUGUUGGUGCGCAAUGUUUGGGGUUAUUACUACAGCAAUGAACAAGAAGUUGUAGAUUACGUUUCAAGCCUUACACCAUUGCUUGCAUUUGCUAAUAUAGUGGAUGGAAUCCAAUACAUGCUUUCAAGUACAACAAGGGGUUGUGGUAGGCAAAACUUUGGAGCUCUAGCUAAUCUGGGAGGUUAUUAUGGAGUGGGUAUUCCUAUGGGCAUUAUCUUGGGCUUUAUAUUCCAUUUUGGUGCAGAGGGUCUUUGGAUGCGAAUCAUGUGCGGGAGCUUUGUGCAAGGAUUAUCACUUCUUAUUAUGAUAAUAAAUAUCGAUUGGGAGCAAGAAGUAAGUAAAAUUAUUGGGAGCAAGAAAGCACUGAAGGCAUAUCCAAAGAAGCCAAGAGCAUAUGUCGAUGAGGAUUUGGAAGAUGAGGUCAAUAUGAUCCCAGAGGCAUAA
Amborella trichopoda is the source of this 1530-nucleotide messenger RNA. Lineage: Eukaryota; Viridiplantae; Streptophyta; Magnoliopsida; Amborellales; Amborellaceae. The record is from RefSeq and is a predicted model, not a curated record.